Molecule: messenger RNA, 11405 nt
Organism: Gadus morhua (Atlantic cod)
Lineage: Eukaryota; Metazoa; Chordata; Actinopteri; Gadiformes; Gadidae
Gene: hspg2
Product: heparan sulfate proteoglycan 2
Exons: 85
Coding region: 359-11368 (3669 amino acids)
Cellular component (GO): neuron projection
Molecular function (GO): calcium ion binding; protein binding
Source: RefSeq, a predicted model, not a curated record
CCUGAAUUCCAUUCCGCCUUUUACUCGGGGCAGUAGUCCUGUGCCCCAGCCGGAGUCGGACUUCCCAUUGACUUGCGCGUGCUUUGCCCAGUCAAACUUUCGGACUGCCAAAGAAAGUGAAGCCAUUGAGCCGAUAAACGCACUAGAUACACGGCACUUUGCAAAUAUUUUCAUUCCAACAAAUUGCUAAGGGAUCGCUACCUGUUGAUGAAGUCCCACCGGGCGUGGGAGCUAGAGAAGCCAUUUCAACUUCAUAGUAAGAAGUGAAUAGGUACAGAAACACACUUCCCAAGUGGCAAGAAGAGAAGGACCUUGAUUUUCUUUUCCCAGCAGUGCAGCCUGGGUUGGUUGGUGGAAAAUGGGCACUCGGAUCUGCUGGAUCCAUGGACUUACGUUCACUUUGAUACUUGCUUAUCAACUACUCACUGUCUGUCAUGGCUCCAAGGUGUGGGGAGAGGCGGCUCUGCCAGAGGACCUGGAGACGGAGAAGACCCUCCGUGUGUCCCGCAGCUUCCUGAAUGACGACGAGGACUUUGCUGCCGACGAGGCAUCGGGAGAGCUUCCAAGUGGAGAGGACGGGGGAAGCACACCAUGGACCGAUGCCCCAGAAACCACAAUCUAUUACCGAGCGCUGGUCAACUUCACCAACUCCCUGGUGUACGGCCCCGAGCUGGAGGACAUCUUCUCCACCGGCUUCACCGAGAUCUCCGACGCAGUGGUGGACACGCUCGAGUCUGAGUAUAACAGGAUUCCAGGAGUUCAGACAGUCAGCGUAGUUCUCAUAAAGAAGGUCAUCCGGGAGGGCGGCGUCGACGUGUUUGUGGAGCUGGACGUGGGCUCAGACUACAACAGCAACGACGAGCAGAUCCGCAGCAUGCUGUACAGCGUGGUGCAGGAGGGCUCCAUCUCCUCCUACGUCACCUCCACAGAGGGCUUCAGCUUCAGACGUCUGGGAGCAGAAGUGGUGUCUAUGGAAGCUCAAGUCACCCCAAACAUCAGGCCUUGCAUGGAGGAUGAGCACAGGUGUGGUGAUGGCUCGUGCAUCCUGCUGGAAUACCUGUGUGACAACCGACCGGAUUGCAGAGACAUGAGUGACGAGAUCAAUUGCGGCAACCAACCUCCCACUCCACUCCUGCCCACGCCUCCCCCCCUCCCCCCCACCACCACCACCAGUACCACCAGUACCACCGUAAAGAAGCCCCCCAAACCCCUGACCCCCCCUGGCCCAGUGGGGCCCUGCAGGUCGGACCAGGCUAAGUGCCAGAGCGGGGAGUGCAUCCCGCGGGACUACCUCUGUGACGGGGAGAGGGACUGCGCCGACGGCAGCGAUGAGUUCCGAUGCGGUACCCCGUCCCCCUGUGAGCCCAACGAGUUCAAGUGUAAGAACGGCCGCUGCGCGCUGAAGCUUUGGCGCUGCGACGGAGACAACGACUGCGAGGACAACUCGGAUGAGACCGACUGCCCCACAAAGAGCCCCGGGGACACGUGCGCUCCGGAGCAGUUUGUGUGCCGCAGCGACCGGACCUGCAUCCCGGCCAGCUACCAGUGUGACGAGGAGCCCGACUGCCCCGACCGCUCCGACGAGUACGGCUGCACGCCCCCGUCCGUGACGAACCCCCCCCAGGAGGCGGUGAGCGCAGCGCGGGGGGAGACGGUCACCUUCUCCUGCCAGGCGGUCGGCGUGCCCACGCCCAUCAUCACCUGGAGGCUGAACUGGGGACACAUCCCCGCCAGUGGCAGGGUCUCCAUGAGCAGUAAGAACGGGCAUGGCGUCCUGAUCAUCAGGGAUGUGAAGGAGGCGGACCAGGGGGCGUACACGUGCGAGGCCAUCAACGCCAAGGGCCUGGUGUUCGGCAUCCCAGACGGAGUCCUCACCCUCACCAACAAAGGGGACUGUCCGGACGGCCACUUCGGCACGCAGGGCCGCUGUGUGUCCUGCUUCUGCGCCGGCAUCACCAAGACCUGCCAGGCCACCGGCCGCUACCGCAACCGCAUCACCCUGCGCUUCAACCAGGAGGACAACCACCAAGGAGUGAAUGUCACUUACCAGUCAAGGCCAGGCACCCCUCCCCUGUCCUCCACUCAGCUGCUCGUUAACCCGGAGCUGGAGGAGUUUCAGCUGGUCGACCUAUCACGCCGCUUCCUCAUCCUCGACUCCUAUUGGACGCUGCCUCGCCAGUUUCUGGGCAACAAGGUUGACUCGUACGGAGGCUCUCUGAAGUACAAGAUCCGCUACACGCUGGCCCGCGGCCUGACGGAGCCCGAGGAGAAGCCCGACGUCCUCCUGGUUGGGAACGGGCGGAGGCUGGUGUACCGCCGGGGCAACCCCACCCCCGCCCGCGUGGUCUACCAGAAGGAGAUCCAUUUCACUGAAGACCACUGGCAGCAGUCCAACGGCAGGUCGGUGAGCCGGGAGGAGCUGCUCAUGACCCUGGCCAACCUGGACACCAUCAACAUCCGCACCGUCUACGACAACCACAUGGUGAGCGUUGCUCUCAGCGACAUCAUCAUGGACACCACCAGCGUGGCGUUCACCACGCACGGGCACGCCAAGGACGUCGAGGAGUGCAGAUGCCCUGCAGGCUACACGGGCCUCUCCUGUGAGAUGUGCUCCGCCGGCUUCGAGCGCAUCCCCGGCGGCUCCUGGCUGGGCACCUGCGAUGGCUGCAACUGCAACGGACAUGCCAGCGGCUGUGAUGCGAUCAGCGGGAACUGUCUGAGCUGCCAGCACCACACAGAAGGUCCUCAGUGCGAUAAGUGUCGACCGGGCUACUUUGGAGACCCCAGCCGAGGUCGCCAUGACGACUGCAAGCCCUGCCCCUGCCCAUACACUGAGACAUCCCGCCGAUUCUCUGACACCUGCUUCCUGGAAACCGACCAGCAGGCGACCUGCGAUGCCUGCCAGCCCGGCUACACAGGGAGACGCUGUGAGAAGUGCGCUCCUGGUUACCAAGGUAACCCUCUGCAGCCCAAUGGAAGGUGCAUUCCUAAUCAGAGCAGCAGAUGUGAUAGCAGAGGAUCAUUCAGCUCCAACAGCAGGCCGUGCUCUUGCAAGAACAACGUGGCCGGAGCCCAGUGCGACCAGUGCAAGCCCGGGUCCUUCCACCUGACGGAGGGCAACGCCGAGGGGUGCAUGCAGUGCUUCUGUAUGGGCGUCACCAAGGAGUGUGCCAGCUCCUCCUGGAGCAGGGACCAGGUCCAGGGGGGCGCCAAUGGGGAGCGCUUCUCCCUGACCAACCUGGCCCAGACGCAGGGCACCUCGGACAGCCUCUCCCAGACCGGCACCCAGGUGGUGUUCAGCUCCUUCGCCUCCCUGCCCAUCGACACCUACUACUGGGUGCUGCCACAGAGCUUCCUGGGGGACAAGGUGACAGCCUAUGGUGGGGAGCUGAGCUACACGGUGCGCUAUGAGCCGCGCCAGCGCUCGCUGGUGAUCGACGGCCAGCCGGACGUGGUCAUCCAGGGCAACGGCAUCUCCCUGGAGCACCACUCCCAGUCCCGGGUCAGCCCGCGCACCCCCGUCACCGUGACGGUGACCUUCAGGGAGGCCGCUUGGCGCCGCACCGACGGCCAGCCCUGCACCCGGGAGCACCUUCUGAUGGCCCUGGCUGACAUCACCGUCUUCAUGAUCCGAGCCACCUACGCCGACAGCAUGGCCGAGAGCAGCAUCUCAGAGAUCAAGAUGGACAUCGCUGUCCCACAUUCUACGGGUCACGAGCGGGCCCUGGAGGUGGAAGAGUGUGCCUGUCCUCAGGGCUACAGAGGGCCCUCUUGCCAGGAGUGCGAUACAGGCUACACCCGCACAGGCUCCGGCCUGUACCUGGGAACCUGCGAGAGGUGUGCCUGCAACGGACACGCCAGCAGGUGUGACCUGGACACCGGUGCGUGUCUGCAAUGCCUCCAUAACACCGCUGGGCCAAGGUGCGAGCUCUGUCUUCCUGGUUUCUAUGGAGACCCUGCGACCGGCGGAGCUGAGGCCUGCAAGACCUGCCCCUGUCAAGGAUCCUCCUCAAGAUCCUGUUAUCUGGAUUCGGACGGUGGUCCCACAUGUGAAAACUGUCCUACCGGCUACACCGGCCGUCGCUGUGAGAGAUGUGCUCCUGGUUACACUGGCAACCCGCAGCUUGGACAGGCGUGCAAGGUCAAUGGUGACUGCUCUAACUGUGACCAAAGAGGUACUGUUGGCUGCAAUGGAGGAGCUUGCAACUGUAAGAUUAACAUCGAGGGCUCAUCUUGCGCCAACUGCAAGUCUGGAACCUUCCACCUCAGCCCGGACAACAAAGAUGGCUGCCUGUCUUGCUUCUGUAUGGGCGUGACUCAGCUGUGUUCCAGCUCCACCUACUACAGAGACUUGGUCUCCUCCGUCUUCACUCCAGGGAACUUCCAGGACUACGCCCUGGUGAACCGCCAGCGAACCAACCGCAUCACCUCUGGCUUCUCCGUGGAGGUGUCCACCGACGGCACCCAGCUCUCCUACAGCAACUUUGACUACCUGAACCAGGAGCCCCACUACUGGCAGCUGCCCGGAGCCUACCAGGGGGACAAGUACGCUCUGGUCUUCAAAGGGUUCAGCUCCCGCCAGGAAGAGCCGCUCUACUGGCUGCUCCCGGCCCACUUCACAGGGGACAAGGUGGUCUCCUACGGUGCCAAGCUGAGGUACACCAUCUCCUACGUGGCCAGCUCCAGGGGAACACACCUGGACGACGCAGACGUUCAGAUCAUCGGCAACGACAUCACCCUGGUGGCCCGCCAGUCCUGGCAGAGGAGGCAGCAGGGAGCCCGCGAGUCCAAACGCUUUGAGAUUGUCUUCAGAGAGGAGAACUGGCAGCGUCCGGACGGCAUGCCGGCCACCCGGGAGCACCUGAUGAUGGUGCUGGCCGACCUGGACGACAUCCUGAUCCGCGCGUCCCACUCCAGCGAGAUGCGCUCCUCCAGCAUCUCUGAGGUCAGCAUGGAGGUGGCUGUGCCCAACUACAGCAGCCUGGCCCAGGCGUUGGAGGUGGAGCAGUGCCGCUGCCCGUCCGGAUACCAGGGACUCUCCUGCCAGGACUGUGCUGUCGGAUACAGCCGUACGGGGGGAGGUCUGUACCUGGGCCACUGUGAGCUUUGUGAAUGCAAUGGCCACUCCGACUCCUGCCACCCAGAGACUGGCAUCUGCACGAGCUGCCUGCACAACACCCAGGGCGAGCUGUGUGAGCAGUGUGCCACCGGUUUCUACGGCGACCCCACCGUCGGGACCCCCGAGGACUGCCAGCCAUGCGCCUGUCCCAACACGGACCCCGACAACCAGUUCUCCCCCACCUGUGAGAGCCUUGGUAACGGAGGCUACCAGUGCACUGCCUGUCAGCCUGGUUACACGGGCCAGUACUGUGAACGCUGUGCUCCGGGCUACGUUGGCAACCCACAAGAGAGAGCCAAAUGUCGUCCUUUCGAUGACGCAGCCUCCCUGGUGGUGAAGGUGUACCCAGAGCGGGUGCUCACCUCCCAGGGCGGCUCAGUGACCCUGAGGUGCCAGGUGAGCGGAGCCCCACCACACUACAUAUUCUGGUCCAGGGAGGACGGACUGCCCAUCUCCACCAACGCCGAAAGAAGCAGAAACGGAGAGGAGCUACACUUCAGCAGCGCGCAGCUCAACGAUGCUGGCGUCUACAUCUGCACCUGCAGAGACCUGCGCAGCACCAACAGGAGUCGGGCCGAGAUCGUGGUCACAGCGGUGUCGUCCAAGCUCAUCAAGGUGACCGUGGAGGAGCCCCAGACCCAGAACAUCAGACCAGGAGCCACCGUCAGCUUCAUCUGCACCGCCAAGAGCAAGUCUCCGGCCUACACGCUGGUGUGGACGCGGCAGGGCAACGGCAAGCUGUCCAACCGGGCCAUGGACUUCAACGGCAUCCUGACCAUCCAGAACGUGCGGCCUGAGGACGCCGGCGUCUACAUCUGCACGGGCUCCAACAUGUACGCCAUGGACGAGGGCAACGCCGCCCUCUUCGUGCUAGAGCCCUCACAGACACAGAUGUUUUACACAGCCUAUGAAAUGUUUGAAGGACAUAGACAGCCCGGGGACGGGUCGCAGCCCGUGGCCACGGUCACUCCCGCAGUGCUGAGCGUCCAGUCGGGACAGCGGGCCGAGUUCCGCUGUGCCGCCACAGGGAGUCCCACACCGGCCGUCGAGUGGAUCCAAAUCCGACCUCGAUCCCAAGCCAAGGUGCACGGGGGGCUCCUAUCCUUUUCGUCCGUGCAGAAGUCCGACGAGGGGGAGUACAUCUGCAAGGCCCUGAACACCCACGGCGAGCACACAGUGCGAGUCACCCUCUAUGUGCAAAAGUCCAACACGGGCGGACAUAUUAUUGGAGGCGGUCAUGGCAACACAGGUGGUCAUGGCAACACAGGUGGUCAUGGCAACAAAGGCGGUCAUGGCAACACAGGUGGUCAUGGCAACACAGGUGGUCAUGGCAACAACGGCGGUCAUGACAACACCGGGGGCCAUGGCAACAAUGGCGGUCAUGACAACUCGGGCGGUCAUGGCAACACGGGCGGCCAUUCCCACACUGGCGGUCACGGCCAAACAGACUCUCAGAUCAACACAGGUCUAGUCAGCCAGCCCCAGGUCCAAGUGAGCCCCCCCAGCGCCGAGAUCCACGAGGGCGAGACCCUGAGGCUGUACUGCCGGGCCUCCGGAUCACCCGCGCCCAAGCUCACCUGGCUGAGGAACGGGGGUCAGGUCCCGCCCCAGGCCAUUCCCUCUCACGGUUUCCAUCAGUUUAAAAGCAACAGUCUCGAUCUGUUACAGAGACGUAUUGAAGAGCUGCAGAACCGCAUGGAUCGCACUGACAUCGGCACGCUGCUCAUUCCCAACGCCAAGGCGUCCGACUCUGGGAACUAUAUGUGCGUCGGAAGCAACAGCGCUGGCUCGAGCAGGGCCUCCAUCCAGGUCACUGUGAUCAAGGCGGACCAUGUGACCGCGCCGGUCAGCAUCCAGCCCUCCAUAGCUGACGUGCAGGAAGGCCAGAGCCUGGUGCUCAACUGCUUGACUACUGGGAGCCCCCUACCCAGAGUCACAUGGACCCGGGCCAGAGGCCGCCUGUCCGCCAACCACCAGGUUCUUGGCAAUCAGCUGCGCAUCCUGUCGGCCACUCCUGACGACUCCGGGGACUACAUCUGUCGGGUGAUCAGUAACCAGGGCAACCAAGAGACCCCCGUCCACCAGUCGGCGGUCUCCGUGUCUGUCACCUCGUCUUCCUCCCGCCUGCAGACGCCCAUCAUCUCCAUCGAGCCCCACAGCGCCUCGGUGCGUCUGGGCCAGGCGGCCAGCUUCAAGUGCCGGGUGUACAGCGGAGCCACGCCCGUCCGCCUCGAGUGGAAGAUGUCCAACAACAGAGCCCUGCCAGCUAAUGUCAAGGUCUCCCGGGACGGUUCUGUGAUCACCAUUUCCAACGCCCAGCCCAGCAACCGCGGGGCAUACCACUGCGUGGCCAGCAACCUGUUUGGUAUCACCCAGAGCAUUGUCUCCUUCAAUGUCAGAGAGGCCCCCGUGGGGUUGGUGACCCCUAGCGGGCCGGUGAGGGUCCGGGUCGGGGACCCCAUCGUCCUGGAGUGCCAGUCGUCCGGAGAGCCCCGCCCGUCCGUCUCCUGGCACAAGCUGGACAGCAGCCGCAAGACCAUGCUGAACAGCCCCGCGCCCAUGGACUCCAACGUCGUGCUGGAGGUACUGUCCGCCCGGCCGGAGGACGGCGGCACCUACGUGUGCACGGUGCGCAACAGCGAGGGCAGCUCGGAGACCCGGGUGAACGUGGUGGUGGAGGGCGGGGCCCGGCUGCCCAGCGUGCCCAGGGCCUCCGUCCUGGAGCCCCUCAUGAUCGUGGAGGAGGGCAAGACCGUCACGCUGCACUGCAAAGCACAUGGCUUCCCUACCCCCAGGAUCAGCUGGUCUAAGCUGCGCUCCCCUCUCCCCUGGAGGCACAGCGUGGUGAACGGCAGCCUGGUGCUGCCCAGCGUGGGCCGUCAGGACUCUGGAGAAUACAUCUGCAACGCCACCAACAACCUGGGCACCAGCGAGGUCAUCAUCACGCUGGACGUGGAGACCUUGCCCUACGCCACCGCCAUGCCCGACGACGUGGCCGUGCGCGUGGGGGAGGUGAUCCGGCUGCAGUGCGUGGCCCACGGGACCCCCCCCCUGCAGUACACCUGGAGCAAGGAGGAGGGCAGCCUGCCCGCCCGGGCCAUGGUCAGCGAGGGCGACCUGCAGAUCGACCUGGCCACCCCGGAUGACGCCGGCAACUACAAGUGCGCCGUGACGAACCGGAUGGGCCGCAGCGAGACCCUGGCCAAGGUCACCGUGAGAUCCCCCCUGGGGGUCCGCAUCUACCCCCAGGUGGACGUGAAGGCCCUGGGCGGGACGGUGGAGUUCACCUGCUCUGCAGCAGGGGGCGCUGAGACCAUCAUGGAGUGGCUGAAAGAAGGAGACGUUCUGCCUCCAAACCACCAUGUCAAGGACGGUGUGCUGAGGAUUGAGAAUCUCAAGCAAAGCGAUGAAGGCGUUUACAUUUGCAGAGCUAGCAGUCCAUACGGCCAGGCCCAGGACUCUGCUACGCUCACCAUCCAAGCGCUGCCCAAGGUGAUGAUCAACGUGCGCACCUCCAUCCAGACGGUGAUGGUGGGCAACGCGGUGGAGUUUGAGUGCCAGGCCAUCGGCGACCCCCAGCCCACGGUGCGCUGGAGCAAGGUGGGCGGCACGCUGCCCGCCCACAUCGUGGUGAAGGAGGGCAUGCUGCAGAUCAGCCAGGUGACGGAGGCGGACGCCGGGGAGUACCGCUGCACCGCCACCAACGACGUGGGCUCGGUGCAGUCCCAGGUGGUGCUCAAAGUCCAGUCCCUGCCUCAGAUCGCGGCGCUGCCUGAGACCAAGGAGGUGACGCUGGGCUCGGACGCCGUUCUUCCCUGUGAGGCCUCAGGGUAUCCUGAGCCCAAGAUAAGAUGGUCCAAGCUGGGUGAAGAGCUCCCACCCAAGUGUUUCCAGGUGCUGAACGUACUGACGGUGCCGCGCGUCACCCAGGAGGAUUCUGGGACGUACGUGUGCACCGCCGCCAACAAGCAGGGCAAGGUGGAGGCCUUCACCAGUCUGCAGGUCCACGAGAGAGUGAUGCCCUACUUCACUCAGGAGCCCCUGUCCUACCUCUCACUGCCCACCAUCAGGAACGCCUACAAGGCCUUCAGCAUCAACAUCACCUUCAGACCCGACAACGUUGACGGUGUCAUAUUGUACGCCGGGAUGAUCGUCUACAACGGCCAGAGGAAGAGCACAGGAGCAGACUUCAUGUCCCUGGGUCUCGUGGGCGGACGCCUGGAGUUCAGGUUCGAUGUGGGCUCCGGCAUGGCCACCAUUCGCGACCCAAACCCCAUCAAACUGGGAGAGUUCCACACAGUGGAGCUGCACCGUAACCUCACCCUGGGCUCCCUCCGCGUGGACGGGGGGGAGGCCAUCAACGGAAGCUCCCAGGGCAAGUUCCAGGGGCUGGAUCUGAACGAGGAGCUCCAUGUGGGGGGCUACCCCAACUACACCCUCAUCGCUAAGACAGCGGGCAUCAAGACCGGCUUUGUGGGCUGUAUCCGUCAGCUGAUCAUCCAGGACGAGGAAGUGAUCUUCAAAGAUCUCGACCGCAGCUCCACCGGCGUCACCAACUGUCCCACAUGCAAGGACCAGCCCUGCCAGAAUGGGGGCAACUGCGUAGUUUCAGAGGCCAGCUUGUACAAAUGCGGCUGUCUGGAAGGAUUUACCGGCAGCAACUGCCAGCAUCACUCUGCACUGCAUUGCCACAUCGACGCGUGCGGUCCUGAUGCCACCUGCAUCAACCGUCCCAACGGCCUCGGCUACGACUGCCGCUGCCAUCUGGGCAAGUCAGGAAACAAGUGCAUGGGAGGUGAGUUGGUGACCACGCCCAUGUUUGAUGGCGACGCGUCCUACAUCGCCUACCCCCCGCUCACCAACGUCCACGACGACCUGCGGGUGGAGCUGGAGUUCAAGCCGCAGGAAGGCGACGGCCUCAUGUUCUUCUGCGGAGGGAAGAAGAUGAAGGUGGAGGACUUUGUGGCCGUCUCCAUGGUGGACGGACACGUGGAGUUCAGAUACGAGCUGGGCACAGGCCAGGCCAUCCUGCGCAGCCCGGAGCCGGUCUCCCUGGGCCAGUGGCACCGAGUGGUGGCCGAGCGGAACAUGAGGGAGGGCCAGCUGAGGGUGGACCAGGGGCCCAUGGAGAAGAAGACGUCCCCGGGCAAGGCCCAGGGCCUGAACAUCCACACGCCCAUGUACCUGGGAGGGGUGCGGGACGUGGGCAUGCUGCCCAAGCCAGCCAACAUCAGCGUACUUUUCACGGGGUGCAUCGGAGAGGUCUCCAUCAACAACAAGAAGGUGGACCUGUCCUACAGCUUCACGGAGAGCCGCGGAGUCCGCAAGUGUGCCGAGGACAGCCCCUGUGACCGCCGGCCCUGCCUGCACGGGGGCCACUGCAUGUCCAACGCCGAGUACGAGUACCAGUGCCUCUGCAAAGACGGCUUUGAAGGAGAGCACUGCGAGGUGGUGAGGGAGGUGUGCCAGAGAGACCACCAGUGCCACAGCGGCGGGAGCUGCGUGGAGGGCCAGUGUGUGUGCACAGCGGGACACUCGGGCCUGUACUGUGAGGAAGGCCCGCUUUCCAGCCACACUGAGGCCCCGUGGAAUUUGGAGGGUAACGGGGUGAAUGACUCGCCCUAUCAGUAUGCAGCACAUUUCAACAACGAUGGCUACAUUCCCCUUCCCAAACUCAUCUUCCCCCGAAGCGCCCAGGACACGCCCGAGACCAUUGAGCUGGAGGUCCUCACAACCUCCUCGGAGGGCCUGGUGCUCUGGCAGGGGGUGGAGACCAAUGGCACACGCCAUUUGCGCAAGGUGCAUGCUAACAAAAAGGAAAUGGGCGAUAGGGGAAAGGGCAAGGACUUUAUCAGCCUGGGGCUGCAGAACGGACACCUUGUUUUCAGUUACCAGCUGGGCAGUGGAGAGGCGGAGAUUAAAUCGUGGGAGCCAAUCAAUGACGGCCAAUGGCACAAGGUCACCGCGGUCAGAACUGGAAAAGAGGGCUACAUCCAGAUAGACGGGGGAGACAUGAGACACGGACAGUCCAAGGGCAAAAGCCUCAUGGUCAACACCAAAGGCAGAAUAUACCUGGGGGGCGCUCCGGACAUGGUGGGGAUGACGGGCGGGAAGUUCUCCGGCGGUAUGCGGGGCUGCGUGCGCAGCGUGUCGCUGAUGAGCGCGUGGCCUGGGGCUCAGCCGGCGCAUGCCAUCGACCUGCAGGCGCACGCCAAGCACGGCGUCAACGUGCAACCCUGCUCCUCAUAGACAGCAGUACACACACACAGACACACACACACACACA